This is a messenger RNA of Beta vulgaris subsp. vulgaris (sugar beet), 8621 nucleotides long. RefSeq lists its product as hypothetical. Lineage: Eukaryota; Viridiplantae; Streptophyta; Magnoliopsida; Caryophyllales; Amaranthaceae. Gene Ontology annotation, biological process: leaf vascular tissue pattern formation; root development; embryo development ending in seed dormancy. Gene Ontology annotation, cellular component: nucleus. The transcript has 13 exons. The record is from RefSeq and is a predicted model, not a curated record. Bases 98 to 8311 code for a protein of 2737 amino acids.
UAAAACCCAAACCCCUACUAAAACCCUAACAAGUAACACCCUCUAUUUUCUCUUUCCCGCCAUCUUCAGACUUCAUACCCUUUCUCUCUACUCUCUCAUGGAUAACAACCACCGUCCGCAACGCUUCCAUCAAUCACGUGGGCCUCCACCACCACUACAACCACAACCACAACCACCUCAAGCUCAACCUCAGCAGUAUGAUCCUAAUCUUCUCCUCCUCCAAAGCAUGGGCAUGGGGAUGAAUUUAUUAUUCCCUCAAAACCAAAUUCAAAACCCUAAUUCAUCUUUCCCAAACCCCAAUUUCAACAAUAAUCUUAAUAAUAAUUUCCCUAUUUAUCAUAAUCACCCUGCUUUUCUACAACAUAAUACUCCCAAUCUAUCAUCAUCUCCUCAUUCCUUUUCUCACAACAACAACAACAACUUCAUCAACAAUUCUACUCAUAAUCAACAACAACAAAACCCCAACUUUCCUCUUCAGCGCAACAAUCAUUCCGCCAUCACCGCUGAUCGUAAGGUUACCCUUGACAAGAUUGAAGCCGCAAUUGCAACUGUCCGCCAUCAAUUCAUCCAAGCCGCCGACCAUAUUUCCUCAUCCAAACUCUUACAGUGCGCAUUGGUUAAGCUGCAAGCUCACUCUCUCGAUUCGUUCGGCUUUCAGCUCCAUGAAGUUCCCUCUCUCCACCAUCUUACUCUCAUUGAAGCUAAGAUCAAUGCCUUUAUUCGCUGUUAUGUUGCGGCGCACAAGAUUAUUACAGUCUUUGAUCUGCAAGAGGCCUUAUGCAAGAAUGAGGGUAUUCAGAAGUUUGAAGAGCUUCAGUUGGGCCCUUUUAUACGCCACCCUCUUGUUAUGCACUAUUUCGCUCUCACCAAAGAUGUCGACCAAGUGUAUAAUAUUUCAACCGAGGAAGUUGUUAAUCAUCUUUCCUUGUUUCUCUGUAAGAAAUAUGAUAAAGUUCAGAUUGAGGACUUCGUUCAAUUCCUUGCAAACCACUAUAAAGUGAAAAACCCCCUGCUUCUUGGGUUGCGUAUCAAGAGUUUGGGGAUGCACAUAGGUUUCCUACAGAAGGCCCGAAAGGCUGAAAGUAUUGUGUUGAAGAACAUUGCGAAGGCAAUGGAAGAGAGAUUGGAUAAGCCAAAGAAAAAAAGGCCGCUUUUCUCUUUGGAGAAGAAGGAGCUUGAUGAUCGUUUCAGUGUCAUGACUGAGCGUAUCACGGACUUUGCUUCUGGUAAUAAGGACUUCCGCGGCAAGCACAUACGAUUUGACUCAUCUAGUUCUGACGAGGAUCAGGGAACGACAGAUAAUUCUGAUAAUGAAGAAACAAGGAAUGACAGUUUUACGAGUAACCAGUGUCAGUCCUCAGUAAAAAGAAAAAGUGGAGAUAGGGUGAGUAGCUGUCCAUACCCAUCUGUAGCUGAAGAGAUGACGAGGCUGGGUUUGAAAGGAGAAAUUAAUGAUCACUCUUCUCCAUGCUCUGAGAGCUUAAAAAGCAAUCAGAAAAGCGAGCUUCCGAAAAAGAAAAGAAAAUUGAAAAGUCAAAGCCACGGGAAGGCAAUUCAACGGGGUCCUUUUUUACUCUCUGGAAGCACUGAGGAAAAAGAUCGAGAUGAUACUGAUAAUGAUUCUAUUAGGAUGUUCAUCACAACCUGGAAGGAGGCUUGCCGUGAAAACUCAACAACAGAGGUUUUGGUUAAAAUGCUGAGAUUCUAUAAGAUUUCAGGUCCACAAAGAAAGAAAAUUACAAAAGCGUUCUCAGCUCACCCACUUGUUGGAUUGCUAAAUGUUGCAGUUACAUCUAUUCGGAGGGGGAUGUGGGAUAGCAUGUACGAUAAAUUCCAAUUUAUGGGUGAAUUAGGAGAGGCAAAUCCUCAAGCUAAUGGGCUAACAGAAUAUGAAAGCAUUGAUAUUGAGCCUAUUGAAAAGGAUUCUAACCUUCUCAGUAGGGGUACAUCAAAGCCUGCUUCAUGUGCGAAUAUGGAGGAUAUUGUCAGAAAAGCCUCGGAAUAUCUUGCUGAAAGCAACGUGUUUUUUGGUGGAAGUUCACUUGUAGAUAGGGUACUCAUGUUUGCAAAGGGACUUUCCCGUUGUGAAGCUUGGCUGGCGGAGCAAUUUUCAGUUAAUGAUUUCAAGUUGCUUGGUCAUGGGGAUUUCUUUUCAUUCUUAGAAUGCAAUAUCUCCUUACUUCCUAAAGAACUUCUGAAUUUUAUAAGAGGGGAGGUACAGAAACACCAAUUGUUGGAGGUAUGCAUGAUUCAGCAACAACUGGCUAUGUUAUUGUCUCAAGCCUCAAGCAGUCUCUGGGAGGAAGACGUGGUUACGAAGGAAAAAAUAUCGGAACUGCUUGUAAGGCAGUUCCCUCUCGUUAGUUUCAAAGUUAUAGAAAGUGCUACUACACAAGAGCUCCUUAAUUUUGUAGAAAAGCAUAGAGGCAGAUUAGCAUCCAAUUGUGUUAUAUUCUCUGCAUCAUUGUCGGGCACCUCUACAUAUGUCGAUUCUACAGGUGCUGAUGUAAAUGAUAUGUGUGACAGUUCGGGGCCAAUUACAGAUGUGGCACAGAUUAAUGGUAAACUUGGAUCUGUUACAUCAAAGGAUGCCAUUAACAUUUUACUUAAAGCACCAUUUUUGUCAGAUCUAAACUUGUGGUUGCAUUGGGAUCUUGUAUAUGCUCCUUCACUUGGGCCUUUCCUGGAAUGGCUGCUUACAGAGGUCAACGUGGAAGGCUUGUUAUGUCUUUUGACGAGAGAUGGUAAAAUUAUUCGGAUUGACCACUUAGCUUCUGGGGACCUGUUCUUUGAAGCUUUACUUAAAGAAAAUGCUUACCAAGUGGCGGUGCAGCUUUUGUCAUUGUUUUCACUGUCUGGUGGGAAAAGACAUGUACCCUUGUCCCUUUUGAAGUGCCAGGCACGACAAGGAUUUGAAGUAAUUAUGGCAAAUUUCAUGCAAAAUAUGGAUUAUAAUGAUGGUCAGAGAAAUGAGAAAGCACCGAGGGAAAAUGAGCCCUUGGGUUGUCGUUCAAGUACGGGUAUUGUCAAGAAUUUUAAUGGGGUGAACAAUGCCAUGGUCCUUGUAUCGAGGAUUGUGAUUGAUUGCCUAGUCUUCCUGCCUUCAGAAUUUCGCUGUUUUGCUGCUGAUGUGUUGCUUGCUGGAUUGCAGUCCUUGGUCAAAGAUGCUGCUUCAGCUAUUUUAGUUCAAUGUAAAGGAAAAGAGCGUCUUAUACUGCAUGAAAUUGGUUUCUCACUGGGUAUAACUGAGUGGAUCCAUGAUCACCAUUCCGUAUGUCCUAUAACAGAUUUUAACUCCUUGAUGUCAUCUGGAGCUCCAUCGCUGACAUCUUUGCGUUCUGAUGUGAAGGGGUUUGACUUUGCCCAGUCAUCUAGUACAAUUUCUUCAUCUGCAGUUGACAAAGAUGAGCUGUGUAAAAAUGACAUUGAUACAUCCAUCCCCGUGGACAGCUCCGCAGCGCAGCAUUCUGAAAAUAAUCUGUCACAUCACAUUGCUGAACAAGGCAUCAAAGAGGCUGCACUUGUUAUUGAAUCAAUUAGGCGGGAUGAAUUUGGGUUGGACCCUAAUAUCUCUGACAUGGAGAGUAGCUUAUUGAAGAAGCAGCAUGCCCGUUUGGGGCGAGCACUUCAUUGUCUCUCAGAAGAAUUGUAUUCCCAGGACUCACAUUUCCUUCUUGAGCUGGUCCAGAAUGCUGAUGAUAAUAUCUACCCUGAAAAUGUGGAACCUACUCUGACUUUCAUACUUCAUGAUACCGGAAUAACUGUUCUGAAUAAUGAAAGAGGAUUUACUGCAAAAAAUAUCAGAGCUCUUUGUGAUGUUGGAAACUCAACCAAGAAAGGGUCUUCUGCCGGCUAUAUUGGACAAAAGGGAAUUGGUUUCAAAUCUGUUUUCAGGGUCACUGAUGCUCCCGAAAUUCACUCAAAUGGAUUUCAUAUGAAGUUUGACAUAGGUCAGGGUCAGAUUGGUUUUGUUUUACCAACAAUUGUGCCACCUUGUGAUUUUGAGAUGCUUAAAAGAUUAGUACCAGAAGAUGAUUUCCAAAAGGGUAAUUGUUGGAACACGUGUAUUGUGCUUCCUUUCAAGUCAAAAUUACUGGUUGGAUCAGCAUUGAGCAGCGUUUUGUCUAUGUUUUCGGAUCUUCAUCCUUCUUUGCUGAUAUUUCUUCACCGUCUUCAGUGUAUUAAGCUAAGGAACAUGAUAAACAACUCACUCGUCAUUAUGAAAAAAGAGAUAGUAGGAGAUGGCAUUGUCAAAGUAUCGCAUGGAAAAGAGGAAAUGACUUGGUUUGUCGCAUCUAACAAGCUACAUCCUAAAGUCAUCCGUCCCAAUGUUCAUAUGACAGAGAUAUCCAUGGCUUUGACACUUAAUGAAUCAGUGGAUGGCGAUUAUGAACCGUUAUUAGCUCAACAGCCCGUAUUUGCUUUUCUUCCAUUAAGGACAUAUGGCCUCAAGUUCAUACUUCAAGCUGAUUUUGUCCUUCCUUCUUCUAGAGAAGAAGUUGAUGGAGAUAGCCCAUGGAAUCAGUGGUUAUUGUCAGAAUUUCCUGCUUUGUUUGUUGGUGCUGAGAAAUCAUUUUGUUCUCUUUCUUGUUUCCGAGAAAAUCCUGCUAAAGCAGUGAAUGCUUACAUGAGCUUUGUUCCACUUAUGGGUGAAGUGCAUGGAUUUUUUUCUGGACUCCCUCGGAUGAUUAUUGCUAAAUUACGCCAGUCAAAUUGCUUGCUUCAGGAGGGGUGCAAGAACAAGUGGGUUCCUCCAUGCAAGGUUCUAAGAGGUUGGAAUGAGCAAGCACAGAUUCUGUUGCCUGACACUUUACUGUAUGAACAUCUAGGACUUGGGCUUUUACACAAGGAUGUGAAUUUGUCAGAUGCUCUUGCUAGAGCACUCAAUAUUGAGGAAUAUGGCCCUAAGAUAUUGGUUCAGUUCAUAUCCUCCUUGGGCCGAGUGAAAGACGGUAUAAAGUCAAUGGGUCUACAUUGGCUUUUCUCUUGGCUUAAUGAACUGCACAUCCAGUCUUACGCACCAAACUCAAGGAUUUCAGGGACGGAGAUGGAUCUUUUAAAUAGCCUAAAGAAAGUUCCAUUUAUUCCGCUGUCUGAUGGCACAUAUAGCUCGUUAGAUGAGGGUACCAUUUGGUUUCAUUCCGAUUUCACAAGUACUGGACUUGAUGGUGAACUUGGUUAUGAAGCUUUUCCCUGCUUAUAUGCUACAUUAAGGAUUGUUAGCCCAGCCCUCUUUUCUGAGGCAUGUGCUGAUGUAGCCUUAAUAAGUAAUUGUACAAGGAUGCUGCAAACAAUUGGUGUGCAGCAGAUGUCUGCUCACGAACUUGUUAGAAUUCAUGUCUUACCAUCUAUUUCUGAUGAUAGAUUGACAGAUAAAAGCAAACAGUUAAUGACAGAAUACAUGGCCUUUGUAAUGCUUCAUUUACACUCCAACUGUGUUGAUUGUCAUAUUGAAAGUGACUACAUUAUUUCUGAAUUAUGCAGUAAAGCUCUAAUUCUUACAAAUCAUGGGUACAUACGACCUGUUGAGAUACCAAUUCAUUUUAGCAAAGAAUUUGGAAAUUUUGUUGAUGCAAACAAAUUGAUAAGUGGUUUGGAUUGCAAGUGGCAUGUGGUUGAUGAUAUGUAUUUGAAGCACCCCAUUACUGAGUCAAUGCCAUGUGGUCUGUUGAAAUGGAGGGAAUUUUUUCAGAAGUUAGGGGUCACGGAUUUUGUCAAAGUAGUUCCUGCUGAGAAAUCUGUUGCUGACUUAUCUCCUCCUAUGCUUAAUCAGAUGAUUUGUGACAGGAAUCUCGUGCCCCCUGGAUUGGUGGUUAGAGAUUGGGAAUCUCCUGAACUAGUUCAUAUGCUUUCGCUGUUGUCUAGGGAUGGCAGCCAAGAGAGAUGCAAGUAUCUCUUAGAAACUUUGGAUCUCCUAUGGGACGAUCAUUACAGUGAUAAAAUUUUUGGGAGCUCUAGCAGCAACUCUGGUCUGAAUGAGUUUAGUUUCAAAUCUUCUCUGUGGCAUUGCAUAUCUGAUACUAGAUGGGUGAUUUCAAGUGUUGAUAAUGAACUUCAUCGUCCAAGCGAGCUGUUUUAUGACUGUGAUGAUGUCCGUUCAAUUUUCGGUUGUCAUGCUCCAUAUGCUGUUCCAAAGGUAAAAACUGUGAAAUUAGUAACUGAAAUUGGUUUCAAAACUCAAGUUACACUUGAUGAUGCAUUGACAAUGCUUCAUACUUGGAGGACGUCUGAGUCUACUUUCACAGCCAGCUUGUUGCAAAUGUCCAAAUUGUAUUCAUUCGUUUGGAAGGAAAUGGCAACAUGUAGGCAACAAGUGCUGGAUACUUUGAAUUCAGGGCCUUUCAUAUUUAUCCCUUGUGCCUCUAUCAAACUCUAUGAGGAUGUUGUGGCUGGUGUGUUCCUAUCUCCUGAAGAAGUCUACUGGGAUGAUUCUACCGGUGCUUUGGACUAUAGAAAGAAUGUCGAGUUCUCUCCCGGGACUAGUAGCGUUGCAUUGAGCAAGACCUUAUGCUCUAUUUAUCCAGGUCUUCGUGACUUUUUUGUGAACAAGUGUGGUGUCCAUGAGGCUCCAUCUUUUUCUCAUUACCUUCAGAUUUUGCAGCAGUUAUCCGGAAAUUCUUCACCCCGUCAGGCAGCUAAUGCGGUUUUUCAAGUUCUUCUCAAGUGGUCGCAUGGCCUGAAAUGCGGUGCACUUAGUUCGGAUGACAUAUCUUAUUUGAAGGAAUGUCUCUUGCAGUCAGAGUUUAGAAUUCUUCCAGCCUUGCAAGAUAAGUGGGUUUCCUUACACCCAUCAUUUGGCCUUGUAUGUUGGUCUGAUGAUGAUGCUUUAAAGAAAGAACUAAAGCACAAGGACAAUAUUGAGUUUCUAUAUUUCGGAGAGCUUAUGGACAAUGAAAAGGAGAUGCUUGAAACUAAUGUAUCCGUACUGUUGCAGAACUUAGGCAUACCUGCUGUUUCGAAGGUUGUCUCUCGGGAAGCUAUAUACUACGGGCCUGCUGAUUGUGGAUUUAAAAGCUCGAUGGUGGCAUGGGUGCUUCCAUUUGCCCAGCGUUACCUCUAUAAUCUACAUCUAGAAAGAUACAGUCAACUCAAGCAGUCUGAAGGCGACUUGCAUCACCUAAAAGUUUUUGUGGUAGAAAAGCUGUUCUAUCAUUAUGUCAUAAAGAGGUGCGACUAUUCCUCCAAGAAGAGGACUGAAUGCAGCUCCCUACUUCAGGGUAAUAUUCUGUACACUACUCGGGAAUCAGAUUCACACUCUGUGUUCAUGGAGUUGUCCCGGCUAUUCUUUGAUGGUGCUCCCGAGUUACAUUUGGCCAAUUUCCUUCACAUGAUCACUACAAUGGCAGAAUCUGGCUCAACUGAAGAGCAAAUGGAAUUUUUCAUCCUUAAUAGCCAGAAGAUGGCAAAGCUUCCCAUUGAGGAGUCUGUCUGGUCACUUUCUUCUCCGCUGUCUUUGCUGGAGAAUGAUGAAGCACUUACCGGAAAUGCUCUUUUAACAGAUACUAAUGACCAGUUAGCUUCCAAGUCUAAGAAAAAAUCAACACACUCAAGCUGGCCUCCUGUGGACUGGAAUACUGCACCGGGUUUUAGUUCUUCUCGUGCGAGAGGAAUGAGAACACAACCUGUGUUGAUGGACCAAAGUGGCAAUACAGAAUCGGUAAAAGGUCUUUUAGAGGACGUGAUGGAGGAAGAAGCUAAAGUAAUUCUAACAGAGAUAAACGAAGAUGUUUUUAUUGAAGAUGCUGGACUCAUAGAACCUGAUUCGUCUUUCCUUCCUCUUUCUGAAGACCAAACUGAUCAUGUAUGCAAUCAGCCUCGAGCUAUUGAAGCCUUAGCUGAUCCUACCAAUGUUAUAGUUGAGACCCUUUGCCCUGAAGAGGGUCAAUCAAAAAGCAGGGACCAACACCUUUCUAAUACCCCGGGUGCUCAGGAAGCUAUGCGAACUGGUAGAAUCGGAGAGCUGGUGGCUUUCAGAUACUUUGCAGGAAAAGCUGAUGGGAAAGAAGUGAAUUGGGUUAAUCAAGAAAAAGAGACAGGCUUACCAUUUGACAUUGUGAUAGGAAAUGAACAGAAUAGGGAAUACAUUGAAGUCAAAGCUUCUCGAUAUGCUAAGAAGGACUGGUUUGUCAUAUCAACACGAGAGUGGCAAUUUGCAACAGAGAAAGGGGACUCUUUCAGCAUUGCAUAUGUUCUUCUGUCUGGUCAGAAUCUUGCCAGGAUCAUUGUUUAUAAAAAUCCUGUAAAACUCUGCCAACUUGGAAAGCUGCAGUUGACUGUUAUGAUCCCAAAAUCUUAUCAAGAACCCUUUUAGUGACGUUGUCAUCUCUUUCAUUUGGUACCAGGUAACCUGUACAUGAUGAGUGAAUACACCUUACAAAAUCAUUUAUGCUGUUCAAGUUUACACCAAUGUGUAAUGAAAAAUAUGCAAUGUUCUCAAUUGAAGAACAUCAAUCUAUUGCUUUUGUUCAUCAGACGUGUCCUUUUGGUACAUCUUUUAGGUCACUAACUAGUUUUAAAGCCUGGAUUAUGCCUCGGAUAAUUACAUCUUUCAUUUACUAAUAUUUUACUUUGAAGUAAUAAAAGCAAAUAUCACUUGGUUUAGUGGUUAAGACAUUAGUAUA